CGGCUGUGGUGGUGGUGGUUGAUGGUGGUGCGUCCGCAAUCUCCACCGUGACCACCGUCUCGUAGUCAGAUUGGGCAGUCGGUGAGGGCCAGAGAGAGUCAGGGGCAGGGGCACCGUGGUGGUGGUGGUGGGGGGGAAUUGGGAAUGUCCACUUUGACAAGAGCGUCCUUGUGAAAAGGAGUCCACCGAUUGAGAAGAGUCGGGGGCGGUCACUCUAAUCGAGAGCAGCGUUUCGGUACUCUGUGCACCGUGCGCUUGAGGUGACGAAUAUGCUCCAAGAGGCAGGGAUUGACGAGGUCUUCGGUGGCGUCUUGAGGCACGGCUCUCCAUAGCACGGGCCCGUCAGGCAAGGUCCAAGGGGCUCCUCCAUCGCCAAGCUCACGAGUUGGAGGCGGACGGACAGACAGCGAGAGGAGACAGCAACAGCCGCCGGGCAAUCCACCUGGAGGCGACACGAUGGAGGGGGGCGACUGCCUGCUCGGCUCCGAGCUGCGUGUGAAGCGCAAGACGUGUGAGGUCCUCCUGGCCAGCGACCGCAUCUCCUGGAGGCCAACAACAACAACCACAACAACCACCACCAGCAGCAGCAGCAGUGGCCCCAAGGCUCGGCGAGGAGGCUGCCCCCCCUGGAAGGUGGCGCUGCUGUCGGAGGUGCUCGCCGUUUGGCCCGUGGAGCAAGCGCCGGCGCAGUGGCAGAGGUCGCGACCCCGCCCCGACCUGCACGCGUUCACGGUGUACUUCGUGCGCCGUGAGUCUCGUCAGAAGUGGGCGGUGAGCGACGUGACCUUCUCCACGGAGCACGCGGACGUGGCCGCCCGCUGGGUGCAGGCGGUGCGCAAACAGCUGACGGGCCAAGAAGUGGAGCGUCCGGAGAGGCUGCUCGUCUUCGUAAACCCGUUUGGCGGCCGCCGAGAGGGCGAGAAGAUCUACCGGCAGCGCGUGCAGCCACUGCUUGAGCUCGCGUCCAUAUACGCGCACGUCAUCGUGACGGAGAGAGCCAACCACGCCCGAGAUUUCCUGCUCGCAGAAGACCUCAGCAGUUACAAUGGUGUGGUGUGUGUGGGCGGAGACGGCAUGUUCAGCGAGAUUAUGCACGGAGUCAUCGGGCGCACUCAGUCAGACGCCGGCCUCGACGAACACAACUCCGCCACUCCGCUGCAGCCGUGCCCCCUCCGCAUCGGCAUCAUCCCUGCAGGUUCCACGGACUGCGUGUGUUUUGCCACGGUGGGGACCAAUGACCCCGUCACGUCUGCCCUGCACAUCAUCAUCGGUGAUGAUCAGCCCCUGGACGUGUGCAGCGUGCGACAGGGCGAGCGCCUGCUGCGCUACUCCGUGUCGCUGCUAGGCUACGGCUUCUAUGGCGACGUGCUGCGCGACAGCGAGACGCGACGCUGGAUGGGGCCCAUGCGAUACGACUUCUCGGGCUUCAAGACGGUCAUGAAAAACUGUCGCUACGAGGGCAAGAUCGAGUUCCGUCUGGCGGGGUCAUCCUGGUCCGGGCCCAGAGACUUGAAGCGCUGCCGGAGCGGGUGUGAAAUCUGCUCGCAGACCUCCGAGAAGCUGAAGGGAGCGGAGGAUGAGGAGGAAAGGGGGGGUCUCCCAUCCCCCGUGACGCCCCUACCCACCGAUGACACGGACGGCUGGCGCUGCCUGGAGGGGGAGUUUGUGGCCGUGAACGUGGCCUGCAUGAGCUGCGCCUGCCCCAAGAGCCCCCAGGGGCUCUCACCCGCCGCUCACCUCGCCGACGGCGCCGCCGACCUCAUCGUGGUGCGCAAGUGCUCGCGCCUCGAGUUCACGCGCUUCCUGCUGCGGCACACCAACAAGCGCGACCAGUUCGACUUCCCGUUUGUGGAAGUGUACCGCGUGACGGAGCUCAAGUUCAAGCCGCGGCUUCACGAAGACGACGACGAUGUCGGCGGCGGCGACGACGACGACGAUAGCGGCGGCAGGGGCAGCAGGGGCAGCGGGGGCAGCGGGGGCAGCGGCGGCGGCAGCGGCGACUGCGGCCCGAGCGGCGCGUCGGGGCCCGGCGGCGGCGGCGGCGACGACGGCGGCGAGGGCUUCUUCCACGACCUAAACGAGAACGCGUGCGGCGCCAGCAGCGACGCCCUCGCCGCCGCCGACGACGACGAGCAGCAGCAGCAACAGCAGCAGUCGCUGUGCGCGUGCCGCUCGUUACGCAACACCAGGAGCACGUGGAACUGCGACGGAGAGAUCCUCCACGAGACCGACAUAAGCGUGCGGGUUCAUGGGCAGCUCAUCAAGUUGUUUGCUCGCGGCAUCGAAGACCAGCUGGGAUUCGGCUGAUGACCACCGGGAGGGGCAGAUGAACGGACGGGUGGACGCCCCCGCAACAAAACGGCCGGACAAACGCACAAACGCAUCCGGAGGGAUGGCGAACUCAAGCCGAGUCAGUUGACAAGUCGGCAAUGUGUGGGCCAAGACCGUUCCCUCUCUCUCCCCUGCCCGCCUCCGACAUCCCGCUUCCUGCUGCACACCGACAGCCACCCAGCCUCGCUGCCCCCCCCCCUGCAAGCGCAACAAACUGACGCGCUUACAAACAACAACAACAAUGGCGGAGUCUCUCUGCUCAAGCUGGCCGGCGGGAACCGCUUCCAUCCCCUUCGCUUCUCCUUUUGGUGAAAGAUGACCACAUUCCUAUGGCAAGGGGGGGGGGGGCAGUGGGGCAGUAUUUACCAUCUUGUUGGUCUCCACAGGGUGGCCACUGCCGACUCUGUGCAGAGUGGUGCCAGCUUUCUCAGCGGGCGGUGGGAUGACGGCCGCUCCGAGCGACGGGCAGUCACCCCCCGGAAUCUCACGGGACGAGUUUGAGAGCGUGCGACGAGUUUUAGAAACAAACAAAAAUAUAUUCGCAUCAUUCGUGGUGGAUUCUUUAACAAAAAAAAAAUCCAUUCGAAGGAGCUUUUGAAAUAGAUCAAAUAAUAUAUAUUUAAAUGAAAGUAGAAGUAUAUAUAUUUAUUGAAACGUAAUUUAAACGCUUCAUUUGCACCGCUUGUGUCUGGAUAUCCGUAAUUCUCUACGGCUGAGCCACAUUCAGAGGCCGUCAUGGCCGGUGCUCCCGAUGCUUCCGUCCUCCGCCGCCGCUUCCGAUGGCUGUUUGCAGGCGUUGCAGAGUGGACGCCAUUGAUCCAAGGGCUACGAUUGUCGCCCCGUCACCAUCUUGGCUUUCGCCCAUCCCCUUGGACCUCAACCUCUGGUUGGCACCUCCAGUGCCCAGCUCCAUAACCUGCUCUCCCCCUUCCUGCACAGGUGUUCCCACCCAUCACAACCUCCUACUCCUCCCAUUGACAUCUCCAAGUCUUUCCUGCGCCCCACAUUCCGUUGUAAUCCAGCACUGAGGAGCGAGGAGCAAGGGCUGGUGGAUCACGCACAGAUGGUGUGAAGCUCCCGAGGUGUUCGUGCCAGGAGAGGGCGGCACAACAACAAAUGUGGCCCCCGGCCUGUUCCGUCUGUGUGGGAUCGAGUGUUUCCCCCUCGCACGCGUGGGGCUUUUACCGGGCACUACGGAUUCCUCCCACGUGUAUAAACGCACAUUCAUUGGCCGAUGACGCCUUCAUAUAUAGAGGAGCAUAGAGCUUGGGCAAUCGUUGGCGCUGGCUCGCCUUCAAGCCCGUCUGUGGUUCCUCCUCCAGUAUCUGAGUCGUCCACUGUCUCUCGCUCUGUGCGAGAGCGAGCGUGUACUGUGCGGCGGCUUCGCGUUACAAGUUGACAUAUUCUAACAUUGUUGUUAUAUUGUACAUUUUUAUCUUUUGGGGUGAAAAGCACAAGGCCCACAAUGAUUGCUGGGAUUGGAAAGCCAGACGUGAAUUUAGGACCAAGUAGACUUCUGAGGCCAAGUGGCCUUCUGUAGCCGUAGUUGUGAGUGUAACAUUUGGUGUGCUGUACAUAUUUACACUUUGUACAGGAUUUAUCGGUGAUUGUUUAAUGGUUGUGAAAUUGUAGAUAGCGUUGACCUUGCUUAGACGUGGCCACUCGCUGUGCCUGCUUUUGAGUCUCACAAUCUCUGCGCGCCCCUCUACGUGUGGUCUGCAUUUUUAUUUUUUUGUGCUCGAGGUCAAAAAAGUUGACGCGUUCACUUCUGGGCGUAAAGAACGGGAAAACAAAGUGAUCGAUGUCGAAUAUUCGCUGCAGGUCAUGCCAACACAAAACUUUGCUUCAGCAAAGCUUCGCGGAGUCUCAAGACUCUUUUCAAGAGAGUCCUGCCUUGUGAUGCUCGGCCUUUUGGGAAAAAAAAAUUGUGCAGGAAGAAAUGAGAGUGCCCCAGAGGAAACACCGCCCUUGUGGCAGGCUAUCGACCUACUUGCUGUGCUGCAUCUAACACGGCUGUUGUGACCCACCGACCCCCCGUGGCAAGACGCCGUGGGCGAUGGGCAUGCAUCGCCAUCGCCAUGUGCCAGUCGGUCAAGCGCCACGGUGGCUAGGAGAUGUUAACUACCUCGCAUGGUCUACAGGAGGUCGUGGGUUCGAUCCCGACCCUGACACCUGCUGUAUAUUUGUAGUUUGCGUCUCUCUCCCUGUGGUCGCGUGGAUUUUCUUCGGGGUCCUUUGGUUGUUCCCUCCACAUUUAGAAUCAAUGUGCGUUUAGACUAUUUGGUUACUGCUAUAAAUUUCCACGCGAUAAGCCACUUUUGUUGAGCUAUCAUUUGUGGCCAGUCGCUUCUGAAAACAGAGCUGUAUAGCUCGGUGGGACUUACCUGGUAAAAAUUCUGCGCAGGCAAAUUGAACGCGUGAGGAUUUCACGAGCGAUGUUGUUCACGAUAACAACAAAACUUAGUCGGGUUAGAGAUCGCGUAAUGUGCACACGCGUCUCACACCCCACACCUCCACCCCCGACACACACCCAACUAGGACGGUUUGUCACGUGAACAGAAAGUGACAAUUAGGUACUCCUUCGUGUGUUCAGAGAGCAAACCUACAACGUUUAUAAUUCUAUUUUGUGUAAAUGUUAUGGGUUUUGCUCUCUCACAUGCAACCGGUGGCGCUGAAGAAUUAAUAAAUUGGCACGUUCUGUUCACGUGACCGACCUUACCGAUUUGCUGCGUUUCGGCUGGAGGAGGUGGGUUUUCACGACACACUUCACAUUUACGCCACCUGCACCCACACACACAAAACAAACUUUACCUGUGCAGGCGAUUUGACGGAAAGCAUGAAACGUCGGCCGCUCGGAGCGGUGGGCUCACUUUGUGAAGUCACCGCGGCCUCCCAGGGACGCGAUUUUGCCGUUGACGGCGAUCGUCCGCGUGUCCCGAGGGGCCUUAAUCGCCGAUCGAUGGCGAAGCAGCUGAGCUUGUAUGCAAUAUAGAAAACCCGUUGCCUUAGAUGUCCCAUGCAAAGGCGACUGCGUGUGUGUAAGUGUGGGGAGCGGUGGUGCAGCGGUGAGCGGUGGAGCGAUCACCACCACCGGUGACCAUUGUCUGAACCGGUUUCUGGGCCUCCCCUAGGUAGACUCAGCCUCAAAUGAGUUCCUGGUGCGGUGUGUAAACAUUGGCACCGGGAAAACAAAGGCGGCCGGGCGUGGUGCUGGCCACCCACCCCCUCGUGUACCGUGCCGGCCUUCAUAGGUGGUUGCUAACAGCACUUGCCCCAACAGUCUGUUACAGGCUCUACAGAGGGUCGUUUGCGUGAUAUAUUUUGAACUGAAUGGCGCGUUUGGCGGCUACGUAGCAGCGGUGCGAACGAAGUUCAAGUUCACCGUACGUACAUGCGGCGCUGUCGUCUCUGAGAAAGUCGACGUUUCUCUCUCUCUCUCGCCCUACCUACCUUUUUUCUCAAACAAUUAUCGCCGUGUAGUUCUCUCUUUCUCUCCCUCUCAAUGUGUCGUCGGAGGGAUGUCGGAGAACGAUUUUAAGUUAACACGAUAAUAAUAAUUUCUAAAUGAGUUAUUGGCCGGGUGGAAAUCCUGCGGCGGUGUAUUUUACAGGAGGGGCUGGAGCUCCGUGUUGCCGUGGUGUCGAUGGUUGACCGGGUUCUUAAAUCCCCCUCCCGCCCGUCCGCCCCCUGGUCCACCCACGGCUGCGCUCACCACGGUUAGCCAGCAGGUGGCGUGUGUGUGGGGUCGAGUGUGGGUCAGGGUUGCCCAGCAGGUGGCGUGUGUGUGUGGGGUCAAGUGUGGGGGGUCACAACGUUUGGCCACGGCGUCGAAGGAGUCUGCCAAAACGGCACUGUGGUUUUUUUAAGCGCUUCCUCGAGUCCUGGGGUGGCGAGGUCGGCCUUCAGCCAGCGUGAGCAGGCAAUUGCAGGGCUGCGCCUUCAUAACACACUCGUGUGUGUGUGUUUGGUUUUAGUGGGGAGCGGUAGAGUAGCGGUCACCGCCCUGCACCACGAACUCCGGCGACCCGAGUUUGAUUCCCGCUCACGGCCAACACCGGUGGCGAUUAUCUGAACUGGUCCUGGGCCUCCCCUAGGUCGACUCAGCCUCAACGAGUACCUGCUGCGGUGUGUGCACUGGUGAGACAAAGGAGGCCGGGCGUGGUGCCGGCCACCCACCCCCUCGUGUACCGUGCCGGCCUCCACAGGUGGUUGCUAACAGCACUUGCCCCAACAUUCUUUUAGGCUGUACGGGGGAUUCAUAUUCUUUGGUUCUUUAGGUAAAGUCACGUCGAUAGAAAAAUAAUAAUACGUAAAGUGAAUAAAAAUUAAAGCAAAAACCAGGACGUUUCGAUCGUAACACAAGCGGUCAUCAUCAGGAAAAUAUGUUUAUUUUAAUUUCAUGAUUUUUCUAUUCACUUUAUUAAUAUAUAAUGUUUAUAUCUACGUGACUUUACCGAAAGAAUCAAAGAAUAUAACACGAAAGUUUUAAAUAAAAAUUUCAGCGGGGUGUCUUUGGUUUGGGUUUCACCUUCCCUUUCGUAUAAUCCAGGUCACGUGGGUGUGUGGCCCGAAGUUACACAACAAGUCGUGCAAUGGUUGUUUACAUCUUGACUUGAAGCUUUCGUGACUGCAGGAAUUAAUAUUCUUGGGUCUUUCGGUAAAGUCACCGAGAUAGGUUCAAAGAAAAUAACAAAAAAUAACGUUUCUAUCUUCAGGAAAAGGGGGGUUAGCUUCAAGGCAAACUGUUUAUAAAGGUUUGAAAUGGGCAUAGCCCAAAUGUCAGCAGCCAAUGAUAAUGCGAGUAGUGGGUAUCUAACCCCCGGCGAUGGUUGGUUUUCCACCAAUCAAAGGGCUGCCAGGUGUAAGAGAGAUUUUAAAAAAUGGUUGUUUAUUUAAUCACUGCUCGUUUUUUUAUUUAUUCCUGGAUAAUUUAUAAUAGUUGUUUUAACGUUUUCGGAGUGUUUAUAUUAUAAUUUUUCUCCCGAAUGUGCAAAUUGAGAAUGUUUUAAUGGUUAAAAUACGGUGCGAAAUAACAUCACGUGUACGCGCGGGACUGAUGCAUUGUGGGUUAUUGUAAACCCACACUGCUCCUCUUGAAAGCGCCUAUUUUGAGUAUCGGUGCAUCGGCUUGAUUUAAACUGCAAACAAACCUCCAUGGCAAUAGUAGCGGUAGCAAAGUGAUCAGUUACGGAGUGAUUCGCGUUUUUUUCCUCUCCACCGCAAUGGUUCAAACGGUCCAAGGCGGAGCUGUAGAGCUACAGGGCAGCCUCAAGAAAGGAAACUCCGAAUAUAAUUUUAUAUUAACGUAUGAAGCACCUUCACUCAAGGCACUGGGCGUAGUUGAAAAAAACGUUCAAAUGAAUGUACGUUGAACUUCUUUCGCGCCGUACGUAACCGGCCGCGCUAAUCGGAGUGUGCGGGGGAAGGACAGCAGACUAUCACACAAAGUGAUCCGAAAGAAAUUAGUUUUCAAUCUAGAUGACAUAAGUACAUAUCUCCCAGUGGCAUCCUAAUAUCGGAAGAGCGUUCCAGACGGCCGCAGAAGCGCAUCUGAAAGCGCCGCGCGAUGAGAGGAUCGAACGAUUUUAGAUGGCGUGGGACGCUUGAGGAAUGAGUGACCCCAAUAGGAGGGUUACUUAGGGUAUCACGAAGGAGUCGGGGAGGGACGGGAAGGAGUGGAGGAGUGUUUGAGGGGAGGGAAGAUGAUGGGCGAUGAGAGAAAACGGCGAGUUGUUUGUAGCAGUGUCAAGCAGUCGAUGCUGUCGCCUGCUCGGUCACAUCCGGUUGGUAGUGCUCAUCUCGGUUGGGUGUCCCUGACCCAUUGGUGGACUGUCCACAUUCUCAUGGUUGGGGAGUGGAUGUUUCCCUUCCGUGGCCGGCGCCAAUUUCCUCUAAAGUGGUAUGCAUUUUAUUAGCCCGGCGGUAUGAUGAUGAUGGGUGUAGAUGACCUGUUUACUUGCGUUGCGAGUGCUGCAAUUACAGGUUAAAUGGUCACAGGGUAGCGAUAACAGACACUUGGGAUGGAGGGCGUUGGCAGUGCCGGGUGUAGGUACAAGCUCGGCAAGCUACUGCGUAGGCCCUCGUAUUAUGAGGGGCCUCUAAAUAUGACCAAAACAAAUACGUUUCAAGUUUUACAUAAUCGGUUGAAAAACCAGUAGAUGGGGGGGGGGGGAACUUUCCCAAACGGUUAUUUUCAUUCUGAUUUGACAAAAAGUGUACGCGCGUUGAACUUCUUUCGCACCGUACGUAGCCAACCGUCCUCAUCAGAGGUGCGGGGGAAGGGCAACGAAUAUGCAGACAUUCCUCCAUUUACGAGCCGUAAGCUUGACACAGCUUACAUCCCCAGAUCAAAUCAUGUUCCAGCCCUGGGUCUAGGCCGGGCCUUAUUGGUACGGUGCCCCCCCCCCCCCCCUAAUCAGGAUCACUGGUCCCCGUGACCCCACCAAGGUGACUUGAGCGCCAGUACACAGAGAGGAUCCAUCACGGCCGAAGUCUGCGAUGGAUCCUCUCUGUUGAGGAUCCUGGACUCUGGUCUGUGGAUCGACUACUGGAGAUUUGACAUGCGUCAGUAGCCCGGACAUUGCACCUUCACGUCGGCCAUCAUUUAUGGGUUUUUUUUCUUUCUUUACUUUUAUAGGACCGCAGUGUUGUUCGUGAAUGUGUUGAAGUGUUGUCGUUUGUGCCGAUGCAGUAUCGCAGCAACAACAAAAACAAGCGAUUGAAUCUGGGUAGGCAAGGGACUCGAAUCGAUCCGUUCAUCGUCGACUGCACUGAGGACUGAUGGCCCACUCGCUCGCAUCGAUUUGGAGGUUUCGUUUAAUUUGACCAAUCGCGGGUCUGAAGACGGUAAAGCUAAAGUGUUGGGUGGCUGACAGUUUCACAGAUGUCCCUUACUGGACAUCUGUGAAAAAAGAGCUUUAUAGCUCAUAGGAUUCCUCCAGCAAGAGUCAAAUCAUUCCCAUUCGCACCUCCGGCAGAAGCUUUGAAGGCGCCUCUCGUGACGGCUGAGUGGGGCCGAUUGCAAGUGGCUGGCGACGAUGUUGCCCAACAUCCUUCGGCUCUUGCCGUCAUAUAAUAACGUCCGGUUAAUCGAGCAGCAAUGUGCUUUUAACAAGCGCGACUGCUGAUGAGACCCCGAAGGUGGAAACUGGUCCAGAGUUUUCCUACUUAAACUGAGUGCCAUUCGGUAAUAUUGGUCUGGGGAGGCCGAUGGACUGAACGGUGUCAUUAUUCACGUCGGAAGACCGAAUUGGAUUCGUCCUCAUAUGGUGUCGUCGGUAGUAGAAUGGCUUCUUCACGUCUUUACGCCAAUACUAAUAACAACAAGAUGAAGACACAAUUGGUGAUUAGUUGAAAUUGACAGACCUAGGCAAAUCCCACUGGGUUUGUUGCCUUCCACACAAGAGUGACGUUCACCCGCUGAUGAGAUUUAUUCCGUAAAAAAAGGCGUAUAUAUAUGUAUGUGUAUAUAUGUUGUUGCAGAUCGUAUCGCAUCUGUUCAUGCAAACUGAGUUGUGUUUCUUCUGUGACCCCCCCACACACACCACGUGGUGAAAUAAAGAUUUUAACUCUUGGGCGA
Lethenteron reissneri (Far Eastern brook lamprey) is the source of this 9910-nucleotide messenger RNA. It is a transcript of the gene CERK, whose product is annotated as ceramide kinase. NCBI's taxonomy places the organism in Eukaryota, Metazoa, Chordata, Hyperoartia, Petromyzontiformes, Petromyzontidae. Gene Ontology annotation, molecular function: ceramide kinase activity. The record is from RefSeq and is a predicted model, not a curated record. Gene Ontology annotation, biological process: ceramide metabolic process; phosphorylation.